Messenger RNA from Paramecium tetraurelia, 1629 nucleotides. RefSeq lists its product as uncharacterized. Gene Ontology annotation, biological process: protein phosphorylation. The record is from RefSeq and is a predicted model, not a curated record. Gene Ontology annotation, cellular component: myosin complex. The transcript has 8 exons. Lineage: Eukaryota; Ciliophora; Oligohymenophorea; Peniculida; Parameciidae. Gene Ontology annotation, molecular function: protein serine/threonine kinase activity; ATP binding; cytoskeletal motor activity.
AUGAAUUCAUCAUCUUUGAGUGUAAGUGGAAUUUCUGAUAAAGCUUAAAUCAUUAAUAAUAAAGAGAUCUUGGAGUAAUUUGAGAAUGGAGAAAAAAUAAUGUUGUCUACGUUGAUUAUAAAAGUAAAUCAGAACUAAAAGAAACAAGAAAGAACAUUCUUAAUAACCAAUAAAUAUGUAUACAAUAUUGUUCCGAAGUCUGAUAGUAAGAUUAUGUAAAUAUUUGGGAAAAUUAUGUCAAAUCAGAUCAAAAGAAAAAUUAAAUUAUCUUCAAUUUAAGCAAUAAGUGUUACAAGUCUAGGGGCGGAGUUUGUCAUUCAUGUUCCAAGUGAAUAUGACUAUCGCUUUUAAUCGGCUGAUUAUCGUAAAUAAAUAUUAGAAACCUUGUGUUAAUGCUAUCAAGUGUACAAUCAUAGAAAAUUGCCAUUCUUCUUUAAGGAUGAUUUUACCUUGGUAUCUGUAUGCACAACUGAAAAUGAUGUAAAAAAAGGAAUUAAAAGAUUUCCCACAGAACAACCUAUUGAAUUGGAUGUUUAGGAGUUGAGAGAACACUGUAAUAGGAAGCCAUAAGAGUAACUGAUAUAUAAACGGCCUGGGCUUUAGAAGUAAAUCAGCAGUAGUAUGAUUACGAUUGAAGAUUUUGAUUUGAUCAAAGUAUUGGGAAGAGGAGCAUUCGGAAAAGUUAUGAUGUGUGAGAAGAAGGAUUCUAAAGAAUUGUUUGCCAUUAAAUCAUUACGUAAGGAACACAUCAUGGACAAGAAUUAAGUAGAGCAUACAAGAGCAGAAAGAAAAUUAUUGGAAGAAAUUGAUAACCCAUUCUUAAUUUCCCUUGAAUAUGCAUUCUAAACUUAAGAAAAGUUAUUUUUUGUAAUGAGAUUCAUGAGAGGAGGAGAAUUGUUCAAACACUUGAGAGAUAAAAGAAGAUUUCCAGAACAAACAACCUAAUUUUAUGCUGCAUCUAUCUUAUUAGCAUUGGAAUACUUACAUAAAAUGUAAGUAGUUUAUAGAGAUUUGAAACCUGAAAACAUUUUGAUGGAUGAAUUUGGUUAUAUAAAAAUGACUGAUUAUGGACUGGCUAAAUUUUUGAAACCAGGAGAUUUUUCAUAUUCUUUUGUAGGAACUCCUGAAUAUUUGGCUCCAGAAAUCAUUAGACAAAAUGGACAUAGUCUUGGUGUAGAUUGGUGGUCAUUUGGAAUCUUAAUUUAUGAAAUGCUAGUGGGCAGGCCUCCAUUCUUCUCGUAAAACUAAUCUUAAUUAUUUAAAUCCAUUGUUGAAUCUGAUGUUGUGUUUCCAUCUCAAUUGACUAUUAGCAAUUCAGUCAAGGAUCUCAUAACUAAACUAUUAACAAAAAAUCCUUUUGAAAGAUUGGGACAUAAUGGAGAUGCUUAAUAAAUCAAAGAGCAUCCUUGGUUCAGAGAAUAUCCAUUUUAGGAUUUGAUUGAUAAAAAACUUUAAGCUCCUAUAGUUCCAAAAUUGUAUGAUAAAUUAGAUGUUCAAAACUUCGAUUAAGAAUUCACCCGAGAAGAGGCCAUGAAUUCAGUAGUUAAUAUGGAUCCGAAAUUGAUAGAAAAGUUCAAGUAAGACUUUGGAGGUGUUACAUAUGUGCCUAAUAACAUGGGAUUGCAAUGA